Molecule: messenger RNA, 1259 nt
Organism: Mucor mucedo
Lineage: Eukaryota; Fungi; Mucoromycota; Mucoromycetes; Mucorales; Mucoraceae
Product: kinase-like domain-containing protein
Exons: 8
Coding region: 53-1228 (391 amino acids)
Biological process (GO): cellular response to oxidative stress; protein phosphorylation
Molecular function (GO): ATP binding; calcium/calmodulin-dependent protein kinase activity
Source: RefSeq, a predicted model, not a curated record
CUCUCUCUCUCUCUCUCUCUCUCUCUCUCUCUCCUUUAUUUUAUAAACUCUUAUGGGUCUUUUUAAAGCACUCGACGCUAUUGUUCACGGUGGUGUACAACAGCCUGAAUCUUACGAUAAAAAGAAGAAUUAUACCUUUGCCGAAGUCCUUGGUAGCGGCUCCUUUGGCUCUGUAAAAAAAGCAAUUAGGCUGAGCGAUGGAAAAGAGGUUGCUAUUAAAAUUAUUCCUAAACGUACAGUGAAGAAUCAUUUUGAUAUGGUCAAAGAUGAAGUGAGCGUUCUUGGUCGUUUGGACCAUCCCAAUGUCAUUGGCUUUUAUGAUAGCUUUGAGUCAAGAGACAAAUUUUAUCUUGUUUUUGAACUUGCCACUGGUGGUGAGUUAUUCGAGCGUUUGUUUGAACGAGGCAAAUUUUCUGAAAAAGAUGCUGUGCAAGUCAUUAAAUCCGUCUUGAACGGCCUUGAAUAUUUGCAUGAGCAUGAUAUUGUGCACCGAGAUAUGAAGCCCGAAAAUCUCUUGUUUAAAACACCUGAAUCAAAUGCCGACUUGGUGAUUUGCGAUUUUGGAAUCGCUAAAACAAAUGCACAAACUUCCGCAUUGGAGACUGUGUGUGGUUCACCUGGUUAUGUUGCACCGGAAGUACUACUUCAAAAGGGGUAUGGCUCAGCCAUUGACAUGUGGGCCGUGGGUGUUAUUACUUAUACAUUACUAUGCGGUUAUCAACCAUUCCAAGCAGAAGACCAAGUAGAACUUGUAGAUGAAAUCACAAACGCACGUUACGAUUUCCACGAAAGAUACUGGAGAAAUAUCUCUCUUGAAGCCAAGGAUUUUAUUCGAUGUCUUUUAACAUUGGAUGUGAAUGCGCGAUUGACUGCAACACAAGCCAAGAAACACAUAUGGAUGACAAGUAAUGAUAUCAAUGACAUUGAUAUUCUGGAAACCGUUCGCGAAAACUUUAAUCCGCGCCGAACCUUAAAAAGCGCAGUCAGUGCAGUUCAAGCCAUGAACCGAUUAAAGGUGGCUGCUGCUGCUGUACCACCCGCCCAUGGAGAGAAAAAGAGCGCAGCCAUGGCUUUUUCAAAAGCGCUUGGAAAUGCUAAAUUAAGAGCUCAUCAUCAUCAUAAAGAGCAACAUGCAGCACCAGAGCUCGUUCCAGUCUUAGCAGCAGCUGCAGCACCGGCACCAGCAACAACAGCAGAUAAACCUGCCGUUGCUGUCGCUGCCUUAUAAUUAUAAUUAUUAUUAUUAUUAUCCUGAAUAC